AUGUCGUCGACAGGUGGUUCUUACCGUCCAUACACGCACAACAACUACCGCUCUCCACAGACCAACCUCAUGCUUCCUGAAGGGACUAACUUAUCCAAGAACUUGGAGCUUCCAAAGACAAAUGAUCAUCUUCUGAGAGGACCCGCACCUUCCUACUCAAUGCCUUACAAGAGCAGUUUUGACAACAAGCCUAUAAAGCUUCAUUACAACUACAGCACACGGAAAAGCUCUCGAACGAUCUCUAGGACGCCGUCUCCUAUGCCUAGAAAACAGAUGACGACGAUUAAAGAAGAAGAUUCUCAGGACAAAGACAAAGAACUUCCUCCUGCUCUACCGCCGAGAGAAACUUCUUUGGGAGAAAAUCUGCGAACAACUUCUUUUUCACAAAAAAGUUAUAUUGCUGAGCCACAGCCAGCCAGCCUAGCCGGCAAGCAAAAACAACAAGAAAAUGUUUCAUCCUUCCCGUCUGCAGAAUUAUCUGCAUCUCCACAACUGAACUAUUCAUCAUCCUCUCAUCUUUCUUAUAAACCUUCUCUUCAUGGAUACUCACCCAGACCACUUUACAACUACGGCUCAUCCUCAAAUUAUUCAUCAAGAUCCAUGGAAUCUGAUUUUUCUAUUGAAAAAUCUGAUCGUCCGAUUUAUCCUGUCGCACCAGAAAAAAUACAAGAAAAAGCACACACGGUGGAGAAUGAAGCUUUUUCGCUUGCGAAUAAUCAGUCUUUAUCAAAGACAAACCCCGAGAUGUCUACAAAUCUUUCCACUCCUCGGAGACCGCUUACUGGAACUACAGCAAUGGUUCAGAGUAAACCCAUUGAGAAGGAGGAAUAUUCAAAAAACUCUGAACUUACCUCUUCAGCUAGAACGUUUUCGAACCAAAGUCAACUUCCGGUUUAUACAUCCUCACUGAAAGGCUACCAAAGCUACUACAAUCAGAACUAUCUCAAUUCUCCGUCGAUUUUGUCAUCAAGGCCGUAUUCGCCAAAUAUUGUUACUCAUUCCAUUGAGCGAACAAUACUUCCCGUAGGUUUGGAAACAGAAGCUAGAAACUAUCAUGGUAACUCCAGUACCAUUCAGUUCUGUGAAGAAAAGUCGAAACACGACGUGCCGAGCGGUGAAAGCAAAAGUUCUUCAAGAUUGCAAGAGGAACCCCUUAAAGAAGUUCCGGUAGCAACUCCCAUAAGAAAUGUCUACACUGGUCUAAACUUUGCCUACAGCGACCGACAAAGAAAAGAAGUGGAGCGAUUACGCGCAGCCGAGGAGUUAUCGAUAAGAAAAAAAGAAGAAGAACGGAAAAAAUCGGAAGAAGAAGAUCGUAAAAAAGCUGAAGAGGCACAACGCGUUGAAAAUGAAAUACGCAGAAGAGCUGAAGAAGAAAAUCGAAAGAAAAUCGAAGAGGAAAACCGCAAAAAAGCUGAAGUAGAACAACUUCGAAAGGCUGAAGAAAAGCGCCAAAACGUGGAAAAGGAAAAAAUCGAACAAGAAUUAGCUUUAAAAAAACAAGAAAUGAAUAGUCAAUCGAUAUCUCAAGAAGAAUCCAAAGCCAGCGAAGCGAUCAAUAUCACAAAGUCUGAAAAACCCCUAAUCACUGAAACUAGGCCAAAUCCAGUAGAAGAGCCUCAGGAUUUAGUUCCAAUUUUUGACACGGAUGAAGCUGACGUGGCUGCUUUCAAACGCCAGAUCUCGGAGCAGAAAAAACGACUUCGUGAAGAAAAAAAAGCGAAUUCAAAAAACGAGGUAGGCGCCCUAGUAAGGCGCCAAUCGAACGACCGAAUUCCAGUGAGUUCAACUUUAAUUGAUUCCCUUUCAUUCGAAUUUUCAAAAUUCAUGAAAUUUCAGUUUGCUCCAACUGUGGAAGACAUCACGCCUGCAAACAGUCAUGUUUGUUUUUUCGGAAGAGCAUUUUCAUUUCAGUUUCAUUAAGGAAGAUGAGAACGCUUCUCAGAAAGAGCACCAAGAAAGUUCCGCUUCUUCGCAUGAGAAUGAUGAGGCAAGUUGAAAAAUGUAUUCUUGAAGAAAAAUAUGAGUUUUGUAUGAGAAAAUAUCUAAAUUCGCUUUCUUUUUUUUUUCAGCUGGAAAAAAAUUCUUUUUCUACAGCCGAAGAAGACUCAGAAGUAACUGAAAAAGAAAGCCAAGAGGUAUUUGAAAAAAUUUGGAAAAAAAUAUCACAUUUACAAUAUUCAGAUCGAGCAAGAAGAGAAUACUUUGUCUGAUGAAGAAGUUAUCGAGGAGCCUGAAAAGCAAGACGAUGUUUGUGAUUUUCUCAAUUGAAAAACGUUCCUAAUUUUAUUGGGGGCCUCCCGAUGAGCCCUUUUAAAUUCAGUCAAUUCAAGUUGAAUUAUGAAUAAUUUUCCAGGCAGAAGAAAGAUGUAUCUCAGAAGGCAAAGAAAAUGAAAACAAGGAUGCGGAAACCGAUGAAGUAAGUUUUCUUUUUUUCAACCGCCUUCGAAAUAGUCUAAGAAGAAUACUUCUCAUUUUUUCGAUCAUUCAAGCUCAAAACGAUCGUUAUGUUUCAGACAGCAGGAAACUCCCUCCCGGUAGCCGAACAAGACUCUCAAAUAACCGAUGAAAAUAGUGAAGAAACUAAUGGGAGCACCGACGAACCGCUGGAAAACGAGGAGGAUGAUCAAGUAUACUUCACUUUUUUUAUUUUGAACUGAAUUUUUUGCAGAACUUGGAGCACAACGACGACGCACUAGAAACAAUCAAUCUUGAAACGACAAAAAACAUGAACUUUGUGAGUCAUUUCCCUCAGAAAUGAAAGUUGCCACGAAGAAAGUUUCAGAAAGAAGAUUUGGUUAACUGUGAAAGUGAAACAGAUAGCGACAAAUUCAAAGCUGUUCAAAGCGGUUCAAAACAACUUUUUGACUUGGACGACAGUGAAGACGACACUUUUCUUCUACCAGAAAGAAAUAACCUCGAGUCUUCAUCUCCCCAGAAGAACGAAUCUCCGGAAUCUGAUAACAGCGAAAGUUCCCAAGAGGACCUAGACAGAACACUUCAAGUAGAGACAGAGGUACAGAAAAACUCGAAUUUUUUUUUUUUGGAACAAUCUCUCUUAUAUAUUAUAUCUAUUCCAGAACUUAGAUGAAGAACAAGAAGAUUCCGAAGUUUCUGCGGCAAAACUUUUGGACUUGAAGGAAACUGAAGCAGUUUCUCAUGAGAGCGUGGAGAAUGCGAAAAGUUCUGAGGAAACGGAAGACAUUCCGGUAAGCUAUACUCAAUUUUUUUUUCUAGUUUUUAGAUUAGAAAACCUGAAAUCUGAGAGAAUUUAAAAUGACAUACAAAAACGGAAAAAAUCAUGAUUUUUUAUUCUUAAAAGUACUGGCAAAUUGCAGGAAAAAAAUAAUUCCGAGACACUCCUCAUCGAAAACUCGAUGGAAGAAGAAAAAGAACAGGACGAUGGCUUAACUGUUGAUGUUCAUGAAACGGAUGAAAACGACUCUGAAAAAGGAAUCCCUACUCCUCCAACAUCACCCGUUGAGCAACUUGUAUUUUCUUCAUUAAAAUGGAAAGUUUGACUGUUUUAUCUUUAGGAGACGGAAGAACUGAGUGAGAAAGAUGAACAUGAGAAUGAUGAAAAUCAAUCUUCCCAAGUGUCGGAUGGAUAG
Molecule: messenger RNA, 3611 nt
Organism: Caenorhabditis auriculariae
Lineage: Eukaryota; Metazoa; Nematoda; Chromadorea; Rhabditida; Rhabditidae
Source: the annotation of a GenBank genome assembly